Fimicolochytrium jonesii is the source of this 1128-nucleotide messenger RNA. RefSeq lists its product as uncharacterized. The transcript has a single exon. The record is from RefSeq and is a predicted model, not a curated record. NCBI's taxonomy places the organism in Eukaryota, Fungi, Chytridiomycota, Chytridiomycetes, Spizellomycetales, Powellomycetaceae. The coding region runs from base 101 to 832 and encodes 243 amino acids.
UUUGGACAUGGAAUCGCAGCCAUGGAGAACGUUAUCAAAAAGACAGAUGAUGAGAGGAGUCUUUCGAGGAUGAUUGAUAAGAUGACAGGUGAGAUGUGAGAUGUGGUGGCGAGGUUUAGCGUCUUCAACUCCUGACUCUGUUUUACCCAGCGCGAUCGAUCUUGCGGGAGUACGGAUUCCAGGAGGAGCAAGUAGCGACAUGGGAAGAAGACGUACGUGUGCCCAUUGGCGCCACCGCCGCUGCCUUCAUAGCAGAGGUCGCUCUGGCCGCCGGGCUGACGCUAAUGGACCCCGAUCGCCAUCCGGAACUGCGGGAUGCGAUGCUGGCGGGCAAGGGUCGCGCCAAGGAAGGCCCCGUCAACGAGAUGAAAACCAUUCCCAUUGCAGAUCUGGCGAACGGUUCAGCCCGAUCGACCUUCCCAAAAAAUGUGGCAACGGUCACAAUGAACUGGCUGGAAUUAUCGAGGCAUCUGCAACUCUGAGAGCGGUGCUCAGGAUGCGAUGGAGCUCCACCAACUGUCGAUGCGCUUUCCGACCAGCGCGGGCCGCUCGUCCGCCGCGGCGUUCACAGGCAUUGCUGCUCAGCACCGAGCGGCUUCUGAGGCCGCCUCGUUUUUUCCGUGGGGUAAGUGACAUGCGGAACGCCAGUAAGCGCAAAUGGGAACCGUACUCAGCGCUCCGCAGAUUCCGGACCAAACGACCGUGUUCGCGCAAAUGGCCCUUGCGAUCGUGCAGACAGCGGCAGGUGUCACGUCCGUCGAUCCGGCCUCGACGACCCCGGUGGACCUGUCCCCGCUCGCGACGCAAGAGUCGACGAUGCGGGCGAAUCUAAUCGCCGCGCUCUUGGCGCUGUGCGAGCGCUCCAGGUACUCGUUGGGGUUCCUGUACCUCGGCGACGUCUCCGCCACGACGCGUGGGUUGGCGACCGCGCUGGCGAACACCGUCUCGGUGACCCCGCUUCUCGCGGCCUUGGCUACGCAGGCGGCGACCGCCGGGUCCGUCGGCGUGUCGAUCCAAGGCACAAAAGUGUCCGCGACGGUGGCGGCCGUGGCGACGGCCCUCGCCGGCAACCAAACCUGCGUGAACGCGGUGGUGUCUCUCUUAGCCGCCCUCUCCGCGGACGCGUAG